AUGAAUCACAGAGCACAUCACCGCAAGCGGACAACGAAAGAACGUCGCACCCCCCUCGGUCUACCACAAGGAAAUUCUUUGAUAAAGGGAGGAAGAGGUCGUCACUCUACCCUUCAAUAUGACAAUGAAAGAGCAUUGAGUCGGUUGGAUAGAAAUGAACUUGCAUAUGAAUGCUCGCAAUUGGAUGUACCUUUGCACAUUGCUGAUGAUGAUACAUUUGGGCGGAUAAUCAACAAAAUAUUGCUCACCUAUGUAGAAAAACAGUUUACAACAAUCAAAAAGACAAACGAUGAUGAUCAACAACUCAACAAUACGAUGAAUGAUUACAAUCAAGGUGCAUUAGAGUAUACUCUACCAUGGCCUAUCAUACAACGUAUAUUGACAUAUGCUUCUCGAUACAAUAAUCGAUGUACUUGUGUAAAUACGGAUGCGUUAAAGAUAACUCAUCAAUCAAGAUCGAGAAACUUGUUUCAAAGAGAUAGAUGGGAUCCUCAACACCAAACCAUACUUCAUACCAACAUGGUGCUUCAAAGUGAGGUGAAACAACAUUCUCUUACUAGAGAUCAACUAUGUCCUCUUCACCAAUUCAAUCUCGAUCAAGGAUAUGAACCAAACUUUGUACUUGACAGUUCACCGUUUAACCAAGUGUCAAGAGAGGAUUGUAGAUGGAUGCGUAGUAUGGCAUUACUAAGCAAGAGAGUAUUUGCAUUCAUAUCAACGACACUAUUUACCAACAUUGUGAUGGAUCCAACAGCAGAUACAUGGAAUCAUAUCACCAACAACUAUUGUAUCAUCAAACAACCAAAGAUAUUGACACUUGUCUCUCCAUCAUCUGACACUCAACUCUUCUUUACAAACAAAUCACAGUCCUCUUCAUCCGUCCAAUUUCUAAAGAAUGUUGAAAAGAUAUACAUCAACAAUCCACAUCUAGUUGAAAAUGGAUCAACUAUCGAAUCAUUAAUCAACUCCACACCAUCACUUCGAUCACUCACGAUCAAAUGUGAUGUUGGGUUAUCUUUGGCCGACCUCUUUCAAAACGCAAUAAUGAAAUCGAUUACAUCCAUCAACUUUGGGAAUGCCCUCUGUCAAUUGACUCCUUUUCAACUGACAUCAUCAAUAAUGUCGUGUCUCACAAAGAUUAUUCUCCCAUUUGCAUUUGAUUGGAAUAGUUUGAGCAAAGACAUUAAACAAAAUCUUCAAGUCAUUUCACUAUUGUUCAUCGAUCCAAUGGAUGCCACACUCCAAUUGGAUCCAAUCGAUUUUCCAUCACUGCGACAUGUUCAUGCUGUUACAAUCUUUGGCAGACUUAUCAACGUUCCAAAUCAUGUCGAUAAGGUUACGUGUUUCUCUGAUGCAUCCCCUACAUCAAUCGCCUACACUCCUAGAAUUCCCAAAUAUCCAAACCAAAAUAUUUCAACACUGCGAAUCAGAUUUGGUCAGGAGAAAGUGCCAUAUAAAUAUCUAAUAGAUCGCAGUGUCACUAUUACGUCUCUUAAAAAGAUUAUCUUAUUCAACUCAUUCACAGAUGUUUGCCAAGACCAAGUCAAUUAUUUUAAUAGUAUUGGAUUUAAUUAUUUUGGUUCAUCAUUCUCUGUACAUUCAAACACAAAGAAAUUAAUCUAUUUUAAAAAAGGUGAAACAAAUAAUAAUUUAAAUGGUAGUAAUAACGAUAUCAAUGUAAAUAAUAAUAAUAAUAAUAAUAAUAAUAAUCAACAAAUUGAGCAACCUUUGAUUCCAACCAUGACAACUAUAUUAUCCGACAAUAAUAAAAAUAUUAUUUUACCAAAUACAAUUAUCAACAAAAUAAUCAAAAUGACAUGGAAAUUAAGAGAACGUUGUACAUGUGUUUAUGAAAAAGAAACUAUUCAAAAAUGGAUUAAAAUUGGAUACGAUAUUCUAAAAGAUGAACAAGAACUAGAAAGAUUCAAUCAGAUGAAGGAUAAUUGUCCAACUCAUUUCUCACAUACUCAACCAUACCAACCAUUAACAUAUGGUUUGAAAAGUAGUAAUCGAUCUAAAUUACAAUUAGCACUCAUCAACAAAGAUAUAUUUAAUUAUAUUGCCAACAAUUGUUUCUCAAUUAUCAACCUCAAUAGCCAGCAAUUCAACAAUAAUACUAUUCAACAUAUCAAUAAUCCUUAUUGUGUUGCAUUCAAACACUUUACAACUAUAAAGGGUAAUAACGAUAAUGAUAAUAUUGCCAAAUUACUCCUCAACAUAAAAGACAAUCUUCCAUACAUUACCAAAGUGGUACUUAGUAGUGGAGACUAUCUACAAGAUAUAAUCAAACUAUUACCCAAUCUCACUUCAAUUGACAUUUCUCAAACAGAUAAAAGUUCCUAUCGUAGGAUAGAUAUCGCCAAUCUUUGCCAACUAAAACACCUCACUAAAUUGGAUUUAACAGGUGCUGGUCUACGCUAUGAUACCUCAUUGGUGGAUGAAAUCAAAGACAUGCCACUCAAAAAACUGUGUGUCCCUCAAUUUUAUCAUUUCACAUACAAUGAAAUCCCUCUCAGAUUAAAACACUCAAUCACCAAGAUGUGUUCCCUCCCUCAUUCUUGGGGAUACCUCAAACAAUUACCAAACCUCAACCACAUUGUGGUUUUAUUCGAUCUAGACUCAUCUAAAUGGAAACUACCAAAAACCGUUACAAAGAUAACAUUGUAUACCUUUGAGAUUGGAUUUCUAGCUCACAACAAAUCAGUCAAAAUAUUAAAGCUCAAAGUCCCAUCUCCAACCAGUUCAAAGAUGGACCUAUUUCUCAAAACCCUUUCAUCACCACAGUACUCACAUGUCCAAACCAUUAUCUAUUGUUUGGACUACAGUAGGACUAGUUUGGAUUACAACAUGUCUCAAUAUUUAAAACUGUCAAGAAUCAAUACAUAUCUAGAUACAGUCCCAAACCAAAGUACAAAGGAUCAUGUUGACCAUUCAGAUCAAAAUAGAGGUUCAAACUUUUGUAAUAUAUUAUAG
Molecule: messenger RNA, 2973 nt
Organism: Cavenderia fasciculata
Lineage: Eukaryota; Evosea; Eumycetozoa; Acytosteliales; Cavenderiaceae
Exons: 3
Coding region: 1-2973 (990 amino acids)
Source: RefSeq, a predicted model, not a curated record